UAGUUUAUAAUCCAUCAACUAGUAGUGAUGAUGAUUCAGAAGAAGAACCCGUUAGGCCAGGCUGCAAAAUCGGAAGAUGGAGAUUCUGGGGAUUCUGGGGAUUCUUGGUUAGAUGUUAUCGGUUUUUAUGUGGUACAUCUCAGUAA
Molecule: messenger RNA, 146 nt
Organism: Entrophospora sp. SA101
Lineage: Eukaryota; Fungi; Glomeromycota; Glomeromycetes; Entrophosporales; Entrophosporaceae
Source: the annotation of a GenBank genome assembly